Drosophila takahashii is the source of this 2097-nucleotide messenger RNA. RefSeq names its product monocarboxylate transporter 9. Gene Ontology annotation, cellular component: membrane. Gene Ontology annotation, molecular function: monocarboxylic acid transmembrane transporter activity. Lineage: Eukaryota; Metazoa; Arthropoda; Insecta; Diptera; Drosophilidae. The record is from RefSeq and is a predicted model, not a curated record. Gene Ontology annotation, biological process: transmembrane transport.
AGAUGGCAACAAUACUAUACCGCUAUAUCAUAGCGAUCUGCCUGCCGGAACGCAUGGUUAAUUGUGACAAGUGAUCGUUAACGUAUUGCGCCAAGUGAGAGCCAUGGAGAAGAAGGUGUACCAGGACACAACCCGACCGCUCCCGAAGGUUUCCCGGACGCGGUACUACAAUAGGCACGAUAAGAGCGAUCUGGGCGAGGACUUUGUGGCCCCCGACGGCGGAUGGGCGUGGCUCGUUUGCGUGGCCGCCGGCGUUUCCAAUCUAUCCAUUUAUCCCUGCCUGCAACAGUUUGGCUUUCUGUUCAGGGAGCGCCUUGGUGAUCUGGGCAUGUCCAGUUCCCAGAUCACUUGCAUUAUCAACACCAAUCCGGCCGUAUCGGCCUGUACGGGUCUGUUGAAUGGACCGAUGUUCAGGAGGUUCACCUUCCGGCAGGUGGCCAUGGCCGGUGCACUCCUAAUCUCCAGUGGCAUCGCACUGACCGCCUUCUGUGAAACCUUCCUGGGCUAUAUGGUGGCCUACGCCCUGCUCUUUGGCUUCGGCAUGGGCAUCAGUGUGUCCGCCUCCUCGCUGGCGAUCAACACGUACUUCCAGCAGAAGCGACGUCGGGCGGCGGGAUUCUCGUGGACCAUCACCGGCCUGGGUCCGAUCUUCCUGCCCCACCUGGUCACCUUCCUGCUGACCAUCUACGGUGUCCAGGGGACGACGCUCCUCUUCGCGGCCAUCUCGCUGCACUCGUUUGUGUGUGCCCUGAUCUACCAGCCGGUUCGCUACCAUGUCAGGCCGCCGGAGGAUCAGCCGGCGGAUGCGGAGCAGCAGGCGGCGGAUCAGCAGACGCUGUGUGCCCACUGUGCCUGGCAGCAGAAGCGGGAGCCGGGCGGGAUCUUCUCCAGCCAGUAUCUGUGCCAGGACGACGAUGCCCAGCGGCCGGGCUACGAGAUCUGUGAGCCCGGCACUCCGAUGCUCUCGCGGGCCAACGAUGGGUGGUACGGAUCCCGUCUGUCCCUGACCUCCGGUCGCCUGCGAUUCCGCACGAUCUCGAGUUCCAAGGAUCUGGAGCAGACGCAGCGGCUCCACUGCCCAAUCAGCGAGGAGGAGCAGGGCCACGAGAGUCACGAUGAGUUCCUGCGACCGAAUAACUUUCGCCGGGAGCGGGUGGAAUCGAAUCUGGAGGCCAAGCUAUGUUGUCGCUGCUCGGAGAAGCAGCGGGAGGAGCACAACAAUAACCAAAAGGGAAGGGAAAAGGAAAAGGAGGAGGAGGAGGAGGAGGAGCCUCCGCUGCACGAUCCCCAGAUGAGUUUCCUGGCCAAAGUGGUGACCUUCUUUGACCUCGACCUGCUGCGCGAUUUCACCUUUGUAAAUCUGGUGGCAGGAUUGACGAUCAUCAACUUUGGAGAGCUCAACUUCUCCAUCCUGACGCCCUUCAUCCUGGUUGACUUUGGGUUCGACACGCCGCAAAUUACGUUGGCCAUGUCGCUGCUGGCGGGACUGGACAUCACCAUGCGCUUCCUGGUGCCCUUCCUCACCGAGAAGAUACCGUGGGACAAUCGGGUCUUCUUCCUCAUCGGCGUCGUGGGCAUCGCCUUGGGGCGCACAGUGGUCGCCUGCACGCGAUCCUACAGCAUGAUCCUCUGCAGCUUCGUGUGGAUCGGCCUCUGCAAGGGGGUGCGCACCAUCUUCUGGCCGCUGAUCAUACCCGGCUAUGUGCCCCUCAACCGCCUGCCGGGAGCCUCGGGACUCCAGCUCCUCAUCUCGGGACUGUUCACCCUGAUCGGCGGACCAUUUGUGGGCCUGGUGCGUGACCGCUACAACUAUUCGGUUACCCUGCACUGUCUCAACAUGAUGUCCUUUGUGGCGGCGGCCUCCUGGACCUUGGAGGCCCUGGUUCGGCGGCAUCGUCGCAAGCGGCGCCUGGUGGACAGUUGAGGAGGCGUUAUCCAACUCAAAGACAUUGUAGCAUAGGAACAACUCUUUUUUUUUUGCUAGCCCUAAGAAAAUGUUUUGUAUAAUAAAUGUGCCCGAGCAUUAAUUGCUUUCCAAAUGCCCAGAAGUGUGCCAAGCUAAACUACACAAAUGUUCGUUGGCUUUCCGAUAGUCUA